Messenger RNA from Haliotis rubra (blacklip abalone), 4158 nucleotides. RefSeq names its product protein cappuccino-like. Gene Ontology annotation, cellular component: cytoskeleton; cytoplasm; actin filament. Gene Ontology annotation, biological process: cortical actin cytoskeleton organization; actin filament network formation; actin nucleation. The transcript has 16 exons. Gene Ontology annotation, molecular function: microtubule binding; actin filament binding. The record is from RefSeq and is a predicted model, not a curated record. Lineage: Eukaryota; Metazoa; Mollusca; Gastropoda; Lepetellida; Haliotidae. Bases 179 to 4150 code for a protein of 1323 amino acids.
GCAAAACAUGGCGGAAUACUAAUAAAAACAGUGUAGGCUGGAAGAGGGUGGACCCAGUCUCAAACAUAGAGAUUGGUGGCAAGAAAGAAUGAUCUGACCACCAAGUAUUUCCUUCAUUCUACAUAUCAUGUUCUACUGUGAUAAUUAGUCAUAUCAUAUAUCUAUAUCAUAUCCUUUCAUGAUGGAGGAGGACAAAGACAAAACAGAAUCUACCAGAACUCGCAGGAGACGUUUAAGUGAUGAAUCUCAGCCUAAAAUCCACAGUACAUCAAGAUCCAGGAUCAGGGAUAUAACUUUUAAUGAUGCUGUACCUAAUGAACCAAUAAUCCUUUCGGACAAGACUCAGACUGGAGCCAGCACAUCAAGGGAAUCUCGUUGGCGUUCAGCUAGGAAAGAUGUUUCUGCUGACCAAGAUGUGCCGCCUGUUCUACCUUCAGAUCCUCCUCCACCAAUGCCUGCUGAGACAAGUCCCAGAUCCCAACCAUCAGAGCCAAGUUCAGCGUCCAGAUCUCAGCGCUGGAGGUCAAGGAUUACAAAUCAACCCAAAUUCUCUUCCGAUAAAAGUGAAUCCACUGAUUCUCAACCUCCUGGUCUUCCUUCAGAACCACCUCCUCCUCCUCCAGAUGAAUCUAUAUCUCAAUCUCCUAGAAGAAGAUCUCGCCAUGAGGAUGAAGCAAUUGCUCCUGUACAUUCAACAACCACCCCUAUGUCCCGAUCGACAAGUGUCCCAUCCACUACUGAUGAGCCACCAUCACAAACCUCUCGGAGAAGGCCACCACCGAUUGAACAUGCAUCACGAAGUCUAACUGAGGAUGCCCUGAAAGCUCUUCUCUCACAACCAAUUAGUAUCCCAUCUCAUCCACUGCCUCCACCUGUUUCAUUUGAUUUUAAUGCCCCAAUGUCACCAAGAAGAACAUCUAUGGAUAAGGAGGUUGUAACUGAAACACCAACAGACUCCAUUGUCGGACUUCCUGCUGCCCGUUCGGUAUCCUCAAGUUCUGGACCUAGGAGACAAAGACCAGCUGCAAGAGCUUUACAGACUGUGAAACCUUUGGAAAAAGAACCUGAAAAUACAUUGCCAAAGACUGUUACAAAAGAAGUUCCAGCAGAGAAAUCAUCAUCUUUGGAAGAUACUGAUGCUGCUGAAGACAUUAUUUCUCAAUUUAAGAGUCUUUCAAUCACAAAUGUGGCCGACAAGCAGGACUCACCCCCAAAGACUUCCAAGUCUGACUCUUCUCAAAUGUCCAGUUCAACAGAAACUGAAUCUUCUGAUUUGUCCUUUCAGAGUCUCUCCAAUUCAGCACUUGAUCAGCCACAACCACAACCAGAAGUAUCAUCUAGUGAGGGUCCUACUUCUAUACUUUCAGAAGCUAAAUUGAUCAGCUCAGCUAAGACUAUAUCCGAACAGCCAUCAAGGAGAUCAUCAAGGACUUUGUCAAUUAGUGAUGUUGCUAUUGGAGAACUGUCUCAUUCUCCAAGAACCUUGACCCAAACGUCUGAUAAAUCCUCAACAAGAUCAGUCUCUCCCCGAACUUCUAGAACUAUGUCUGCAAGUGAUAUUCCUCUGGAUGAUGAAGAAAUAGAUGGUGUUUCAGGUGGAGCCCCUCCACGAAGUUUGUCUCUAAGUGGUGAACAUUUACUGCUGCAGCAGAAGCAAUUACCAAAGUUGCACUACUCAUCAAGACGGCCAACUCGGGGUCCAAGGGGACCACUGGCCACUGACCUUGACCAAGCUGCUCGAGAUCUUGAUGAAAAGAGACUGCGGGCUUGGUUUAGUACACCCUCAAAGAAAGAUGAGGUUUCCCCAAAACAAAAAGCUGUACUUCACGAUGUGGAAACAGACAUUGAUGAUGAUCCAGGUGACAAAAAGUUCAUCACCAACAUCCAAGUGGCAGGUGUGCCUGGAGAGUCUACUACAGACUCUGACAAAUCCAGCCCCAAGAUAACAACUCCAUCUAAACAGAGCUCUAAAGGAGAUGCAUACAAACCAGUCAAUUUUGAUGAUGCAGUCAAGUACCCCAGAACCAUCCCUGGCAAAUUGGAUUUCUCACAAAUGGAGGUAUUUGAAGGCCAGAUGCUGGCACAGUGGCUGACGUCAUGGUUUGACGACACCCACUACCUGCACACAUUCCUGACGAAGCAUGACCUGAGGGUGCUGGUGUAUCAGUUCUGUACUCAUCUGCUGGCAGCUGGUGUCAUGAAGUCACAGGAGGUGCAAGCCAUGGAGACUGUUUUCAAGCCUCUAUGUAUGUACUACUGGACACACCUGGAGGCCCGGCCCCCCAGCCAGACUGACUCGCCAGGGAAGUUGAUGCCCAUGUGGCCACCACAGGCUGACGACAGUGACCACAGCACAAGGCCAUCCCUCAAAUAUACAGAGCCAGAACACCAGGCAGCCAUGGUUCAGAUGCGUCAUGACUACAAGGAAGACAUUGAACUGGUCAAGAAGGAGCACCAAGUGGAACUAGAGAAGUGUAAACAUGACUAUGAGCAUCAGAUUCAGGAGUGUCACACAAAGAUCCUGCAUCUCCAGCAGGAGGUGGAGAAGUAUCAAGUCCUUGCUGGAAUUGAAGAACUCACUCAGGCAGCUCUCUCCGAGGCUGAGGCAGCAAGGAAGGAAGCAGGUUUGGGGGACAGGUCAACCCUUCAUCUCACCAAUGGCUUCCUUUCACCCGAAGAUGCUGUGGGUGAGAGGAUCAUUGCUGUGACGGGGACGCCCCAACAGACACCCUCCACAUAUCACACCCCUGCAGCUACACCGGAGUGCCUUGGGAAGGAUCAUCCUGUACAGUAUUUGUCAGAAACAUCUCCAGAAAACACUGGAACCUUACACCCCCCAUCAGAACUUGUGCCUUCACCCCAGGGGGUUGGACUAGAUGAGGACACUCCUCCAAGACCCCAUCCUCCUGCUGAGGUGUCUGUUGCUCCUAGGGGUCCCCCUCCUCCUCCUCCCCCUCCUCCACCGCCACCUCCUCCACCACCAGGAGUAGGUGGACCACCCCCACCUCCUCCGCCACCUCCACCACCUGGUGGUGGCCCACCACCCCCUCCACCACCCCCUCCUGGACCAGGGAUGGGACCUCCACCACCACCCCCAGCUCCUGGAAUGGCUAUCAAGAAAGGUCCAAUGAAACCAGUUGUCAGCCCCAAGUCACCAAUGAAGCCCCUGUUCUGGCAGAGACUACAGGUCCAUGACAUCAAGAACAAAAACAAGGAGUUGAAGGACAGAAAUCUGUUCUGGGAGAAACUCAAGGAACCCACAGUGGACUUUGAUGACUUUGAUGACAUGUUUGCCAAGAAACCGUUGGAGCCUAAGAAGAAGGCAGCAUCCAAGCCAAAGGAAAAGACAAAGAAAGAGGUGGUGAAGCUGUUGGAUGCCAAGAGGUCACAGGCAGUUGGCAUAUUCCUGUCCAGUCUCAGAAUGGAGAUGCAGGAUAUAGAAAACGCCAUUUUGAAUCUUGACACUUCCUUGCUAGACCAAGAGAAACUCAAAGCAAUAUAUGAUAGUCGACCUGAUGAUGAUGAAUUGAAGAAGAUAAAGAAGCAUUUUGACAAGAACCCUGAUGCAACCCUAGACAAACCAGAACAAUUUUUCCAUGAUCUGACGCAGAUCCCUGACUACGACAGUCGGAUCUUCUGUUUCAUCUUCCAGUCUACCUUUGAAGAAAGCAUGUCUGUGAUAGAUUCCAAGCUGAACAACCUCAAGAUGACGUGCAAGACUCUUGUUGCAGAUGAUAAUAUCAAGCAGAUAUUUGGCAUCAUUCUUGUGUUUGGGAACUAUAUGAAUGGAGGCAGUAGAACACGUGGCCAGGCUGAUGGAUUUGGCCUGGAGAUUUUACCCAAACUCAGGGAUGUCAAGGGAAAGGACAACCGGACAAGCCUGCUGCAGUAUGUUGUGAUGCAGUAUGUGAAGACGGUGGAGGGUGACCGGGCAGGGACAGACCAAGCCAAGCUACCUAUCCCUGACCCAAGUGAUAUCAACCAGGCGGCCCUUGUUAACUUUGAUGAACUGCAGAAAGAAAUCAAGAGAAUUAAAAAAGAUUUCGAUUCUGCAGAGACAAGAUUUCAGAAAGUGUUAAAAUCGGAAGUUUCUGCCAAUCACCAACAGCCAUUUAAGGAUAUCAUGACAGAGUUCUUUGGCAAAGGUUAGUAGAAGAC